Molecule: messenger RNA, 2091 nt
Organism: Colletotrichum chrysophilum
Lineage: Eukaryota; Fungi; Ascomycota; Sordariomycetes; Glomerellales; Glomerellaceae
Exons: 6
Coding region: 1-2091 (696 amino acids)
Source: RefSeq, a predicted model, not a curated record
AUGGCUAGAUCGAGCAAAGCCCCCGACGAUGCUAAGGCUGGCUUUGACAUAGGAAGUACCAGCACGCGAGCUUGCGUCGAGUGUCCAUCGAGAGAACUUUGCAUCGAGGUCGAGAACAAGGACAUAUCCAAGGCAUCAUCCCAUAAGCACGACCCGGGAUACUACACGUCGACAGGAUACCCGUUUGAUGACGAUAACGAGGAAGUCUACUUGGGCGAAAAGACUGACCCCGACCGAUUGGCGAUAUCUCUCAAGUAUGCCUUCUACGUCUUAUCGGAUGCCUCUGACGAUGUUAUGAGCCAAUAUGCUUUGAUCAAGCCACUGCGGAAGCGUAUGAAUGAGGAGGGCUUUCGCAAGAGACUCCGCCGAGGUCUCGUCGACCUGUUCUCGAAGAUCUGGAAGCAGAUCGAGAAGCUUUGCAAACUAGAGCGGCUCAGGAUCACGACGAUUAGUCUUUCCAUCCCGGCCCAAUGGACGGAUAGCAGUGGAAAGUUCACCGAAGUCUAUGAAGACAUCAUGCGUGAAGUCAUUGGGGCGGGUUCCCGUGACAUGGAGUUCUGCUUCGUUACCGAGACCGAGGCAUUGGCUCAUUACCUGCUGAAGGAUCACCUCGAAGAGCUUCGCCGCCAUGGACACCGCGGUGAACAUAGUGCCUUUUUGUUCCUUGACUUUGGCGGUCACAAUAUGAACGGCUGCAUUUUCAAUGUUGUCUAUGGCGAAGAUCAUGAAGCAAGCUUCUACAGGGUUGGCGAGGCUUUCGGCGCGGGAGGUAGAAGCGAGCAGUGGUCUUACGACGUCAGCGAAUUGUGCAUCGAGCGGACCGAAAGUCUAACGGGCCGGCGCAUGACAGCUGAGAAGAAACAAGAGCUUGUCGACAAGUUCGACAGAUUCAAGGAUAGUCUGGGCCCUGGUUUUGAGGACGAAAAGCCUUUUGAAUUCGAAGGAACGAUCGUUUCGCCCGAGGAGUUAAGACUCCUUUUUGAGAAGGCGCACGACAAGAUCCUCAAGCUGGCAAAACGUCACAUCGCAAAACUCUCCAAGUUCAAGAUAACCGACAACACCGUGGUCGUUGCUGGUGGAACAGCAAAGCAUGCCGGCAUCAAGCAACGCCUCCGAGAGAUGUGUCUGAAGAAAGGGGUGUCAGAGCCAGUAUUUGUCAACGUUGAUCUCUGCGCGCGUUACGACAUUGACGAUUUCUUGCGACAGGGCGCUGCGUUUGGCAUACAGCGGAAGGCUGUAGGGACCGGACCAGGCUCUGGCAAGAACAAAUACUGGGAAGACACUGCAGAGGACAAGAAGGAUGCUCUCGACCUUAACUUUGCGACCGGCUGCGACGAGUUCAAGAUCAUCUGCGACCCAUUCUUUGGGCGCACUGGCUCAUCUCGACUGUUUUAUGACAGAUGCUACGACGUCCUGUACAUUGGCAAGCUGAAGAGGGGUGGCUCUAGAAUUGCGAUGUCCUUGGAGAAGAGAGACGGCAAAGACUUUGAUGUACUCAAAUCUGAGUGGGCGCACGUCAGAACUAAGGGCAUGAAGGAGUGGGUUAGCCCAGGCUUCACAUCCCGCCCACUACCUCUGAGCUUUGACUGUGGGCCCAUCUGCUUCUUUCUGGAUGAUGAGGAGCUCGACUUCGAACGACUAUUGGCGGGAGGCACCAAGAUCGGCAUAGCCGCCAGAACGCGUGCCAGCUUGGCGCGGCAAGAUGGCAGCAUCAAGACAUCACCUCGUUCAACCCCAAAUGUGGAGGCCUCUCAGCAUACGGCACCUAUCGACGAUGGAGUCUUGAGUUCAGCAGAGAUACGUAACAUGGGCGAUGAUUCUGCCGCACCCAACCUGUCGCAACAAAAUACUCGACCGGAGUACUCAGCUGCCUCUUUCGAGUUACAUCCUGCCCGGCAGUCUCCCAAUGGUUCGGCGACCCCACAGCCAGCACCAGUGACUGAAAUGGUGAUUGAUACUCAGAGCGACAAUCCGUAUCAACAGGAAGUGACGACCUCACAACCGGCACCGGUGGCUCAAAUGAUGAUCGAUGUCCAGGGUAACACUCCCCGUGUCAGCAGGAACACAGAGCAUCAAGACCAGUUGACAUAG